AUAUUUGAUUUAGCUACAUUUACAUAGCUACAUAUGUGACGUUUACUCCAAACAAUAACUAUUACUGUUUCAACAUAAAACAUAUUAUCCCAACUAGAGAUUUCUUGUUUCAUUAGUGAGCGCGUGGUGUCGCUGGAGACCACAGAAUCAAAUGUUGCCAUGUCUAUUAAAACUCCUCCUUCCUUCGUGAGAAAAUGAUCAUCGUCACUUCCAUUGUCGCUUCAAUAAGAUAUACACUCAGAUGGUGCUGUUGCUAGUAAAGCGACUCUUUCCCUGAAAAUUAAGGAUUUUACCGGAUUUGCGAUAGCUCUUGGAGAUGAAUGAUUGCUGGGAUUAAGUUAUUCUGUUCAAACAACGAUGGGUGUUCAAGGACAAAGGGGACAUGUUUGGAUCCAAAUCGUUUCAUUGCUUUGUCUCUGUGACUGGACUGCCUCUCAGAUUUCUUACUCCGUUUCCGAGGAGGUGAACAAAGGCACCGUAGUGGGGAACCUCGCGAAGGAUUUAAACAUCAAUGUGCAGGAGCUGGAGUCAAGGGAUCUCCGAAUUGUAUCGGGUUACAGUAAGAAAUAUUUUGAUGUAAAUUUGCGGACCGGAAACCUCUUUGUUGACGAGAGGAUAGACAGAGAGGAGAUUUGUCUAACCACUGUAAAGUGUUCCAUAAAUAUACAGGCUGUAUUAAUCAAUCCAAUGAAAGCACACCGCAUUGAAGUCAGUGUUUUAGAUAGAAAUGACAACGCACCAGCUUUCAUUGAACAGUCCUAUUCUUUGAAUAUUUCUGAAUCUAUGUCACCGGGAGAGCGAUAUCUCCUCCCUAUAGCCGUAGAUGCUGACACGGGGAGUAACUCCGUGAAGAGCUACAAACUGAGUCUUAAUGAACAUUUCUCACUAGAUGUGCAGAGUGGUGGAGAACACAGUCUCUCUGUUGAGCUAGUCCUGCAAAAAGCUUUAGACCGAGAGAAACAGCCUGUUAUUAAACUGGUCCUGACCGCUGUAGAUGGAGGUAAACCUCCGAGAUCCGGGACAUUGCAGUUGAAUAUAAAUGUAAUAGACGCUAAUGAUAAUGCACCUGCUUUUAGCAAACAGCUUUAUAAAGCGCGAGUUAGUGAAAACGCUGCACGUGGAACAGUGGUAAUAAAGUUAAAUGCAACCGAUUUAGACGAGGGCAUGAACAGCAAGCUCUUGUACUCCUUUAUCAAACAAGGGAAUAAUGAUCCAUCUAAUAUAUUUGAUAUAAAGUCAGAAACAGGUGAAAUUAUUGUUAAGGGCAUAAUAGACUAUGAGGACACGACUGCCUACGAAAUUAGGGUUCAAGCAAAGGACCAAGGCCAUUCUCCUCGUAGUGCGCAUGCAAAACUUCUCAUAGAGAUCGUUGAUAUCAACGAUAAUGCCCCAGAAAUAUCAAUAACGUCACUAACGACCCCAAUACAAGAAGACUCAGAGAUAGGGACAAUCGUUGCUUUGGUUACAGUUAUUGAUAAAGAUGGAGGAAACAAUGGCAUAACUAACUGUAAGCUUGCCGGGUCUGUUCCGUUUAAACUUCAGUCGAACUACAAAAAUGACUAUUCAUUACUGGUAGAUGGAUCCUUAGACAGAGAAACUACUCCUCAUUAUAAUGUCACCAUUAUAGCGACAGAUGAAGGAAUCCCUCCUCUCUCCAGCACCAGUUUUAUUGUUGUUCACGUUUCUGAUGUCAAUGACAAUUCACCUGUUUUUACAGAGCCCGUGGUUAAUGUCUAUGUGAAAGAGAACAGUCCCACAGGGGCCACUCUCUAUACAAUAAGAGCGUUUGACCCUGAUUCAGAUGAAAAUGCAAAAGUAGCAUACACACUGAUAGAUAUUUAUCCAAGAAAUAUUCCGAUUUCGUCAGUCGUGCACAUCAACUCAGAAACAGGAGAUAUAGUCAGCCUGCAGUCUUUUAACUUCGAGGAGUUAAAGACGUUCCAGUUUAAGGUUCAGGCCACAGACUCUGGUGUUCCUCCGCUCAGCAGCAACGUGACUGUCAAGGUUUUCAUCCUGGAUGAGAAUGACAACAGUCCCGGGAUCCUCGCGCCCUAUUCUGAGCACGGCUCCGUUAACAGUGAGAACAUUCCCUAUUCUGCUGAAGCGGGCUACUUUGUGGCCAAGAUCAGGGCUGUGGACGCCGACUCUGGCUACAAUGCGCUGCUUUCUUAUCACAUCUCCGAGCCCAAGGGGAGCAACCUGUUCCGAAUCGGAACCAGCACCGGGGAAAUCAGGACUAAGAGGCGAAUGAGUGACAAUGACUUGAAAACUCACCCGCUGGUGGUGCUGGUUUGUGAUCACGGAGAGCCCUCCCUGUCAGCCACUGUGUCUAUUGAUGUGGUGGUGGUUGAGAGCACAGCUGACAUCCAGACUCAGUUCAGACAUGUAGCGAUAAAGGAGGAGAACUUCUCCGAUAUAAACCUAUAUUUGCUGAUCGCCAUUGUGUCGGUGUCAGUGAUCUUUCUGCUGAGCCUCAUCAGUUUAAUAGCUGUGAAAUGCCACAGGACAGACGACAGUUUCGGCAGGUACGGCGCCCCAAUGAUCACCACCCAUCCUGACGGGAGCUGGUCUUACUCUAAAUCGACUCAGCAGUAUGACGUGUGUUUCAGCUCAGACACACUGAAGAGUGACGUAGUGGUUUUCCCUGCGCCGUUUCCGCCUGUAGAUGCGGAGUUGAUCAGUAUUAAUGGAGGAGACACUUUUAACAGGACUCAGACUUUACCUAACAAAGAGAAGGUAUGUUGCGCUCUCUGAACAAUACUUUAACAAUUUAUUUUCCUGAAAUGUAUGUGUGUGCGUUUGUGCGUUUUCAAUUCUUCAAAUUUCUUUCAUAUUCUUUAACUGGCUGUUUUUGAUUAAUGUUAUGGAGUUCUCGUUUCAAAACGUUGUGCAGUGUAAACACAUCACAAGGCUUACAUGG
Molecule: messenger RNA, 2920 nt
Organism: Myripristis murdjan (pinecone soldierfish)
Lineage: Eukaryota; Metazoa; Chordata; Actinopteri; Holocentriformes; Holocentridae
Product: protocadherin alpha-8-like
Exons: 2
Coding region: 358-2754 (798 amino acids)
Biological process (GO): homophilic cell-cell adhesion
Cellular component (GO): plasma membrane
Molecular function (GO): calcium ion binding
Source: RefSeq, a predicted model, not a curated record